UCCUUCAUUCAUUCAUUACUUGUCACUUCGACGCAGCGUACGCAUUUGUCGUACUUUCUUGUGGUGUAUAUUUAUUAAUAUUGGUUUGAGUGUCUACUUAAAUGUGUUUCUGUUGAAAGUGUAGUGAGUUUUAAGUUAGUCUCACACGUAAAGUGUGCGGGAGAGGAUUCAUUAGAGAAGAGCGAGCGGCCGUGUCGGGCGGUGUUUUACAAUGGCUGAGUAUUUAGCUGCUAUAUUUGGAACCGAAAAGGAUAAAGUAAACUGUUCCUUCUACUUCAAAAUUGGGGCAUGCAGACAUGGUGACCGAUGCUCUCGUAUCCACAACAAACCAACGUUCUCACAGACUGUGCUGUUGCAGAAUCUGUAUGUAAACCCUCAGAAUUCAGCCAAGUCAGCUGAUGGCAGUCAUUUGGUUGUUGCCAACGUGUCCGAUGAGGAGAUGCAGGAGCAUUAUGACAACUUUUUUGAAGAUGUCUUUGUUGAAUGUGAAGACAAAUAUGGGGAAAUUGAAGAAAUGAAUGUGUGCGACAACUUAGGUGAUCACUUAGUCGGAAAUGUUUAUAUUAAGUUCCGCCGUGAAGAAGAUGCUGAGAAGGCUGUGAAUGACCUGAACAACCGUUGGUUUGGCGGUCGGCCGGUGUAUGCGGAGCUGUCCCCUGUGACGGACUUCCGUGAAGCAUGCUGUCGUCAGUAUGAGAUGGGAGAGUGCACUCGCAGUGGAUUCUGCAACUUCAUGCACUUGAAGCCUAUUUCUAGAGAACUAAGAAGAUAUUUGUACUCCCGUCGCAAGGGAUCACGUCGUUCCCGCAGCAGGUCGCGCGACCGUCGCCGCCGCUCACGCUCUCGCGGAGAGAACCGUCGCCGCGACCCACCGCGCAACUCCCGUUCCGGUCGAUACUGACCAAAAAAACAACAAACACCUGUGGUCUAAGGCCUAGUGUCCACGUAAGCUGCCCUUCAUGCGCACGCUUUCGUCCGUUGACGAUUUUAAGGCGAAUGCUUGCAUUUUGCGUAGAAUCAAAGAAAAUCGUUUUCACGGAGCGGCAAUGUCGUGUCAGUCACUUGCCAUUCGUCAUUAAUAGGUUGCAUGCAUUCGUCAAAUGAUACGUCCUGGACAUUAGGUCUAACUCACACCUCGUUCUGUUCCCGAGUUGUGAAUAAUGUGAGAUCACACAGUUUUAACCAUUGCUCUACACUGGACUGAAAUGUAUUCCAAAUGUGAACAGAGACUAUUACAAUCAAGCUAGACUAUUCUGUUAUUUUGUGUGACAUUUGUUGAGAUACAAUCUGCAUAUUAUGAUCUGUUUUGAUUUUGUAAAACUCGCAAAAAUGUUGUUAAUACAAUGUCUUCAGUUUCAAUCUUGUUUUAAUAACUUUCAAUGGAUUUCUAAUUACCAUUUAAUUUCAACCAAAUAUUAUAACCAACAAAAUAUAAUUGUUUUCAGUUACAAGUCUUGCAUGCAUUUUGUGUAGGUAUCAGUUUUGAUAUCAUAAGUACAAUACAUAUUUUAGCUUCAAAAUAUAUAAAUUUUAUGUUUUUUCAUCAAUGUGAUUUACAAUAAAUGUAUUAAUUUCACUGCAAAAAUAUUGUCAUCUGUUUUUGAUGUAAUUACCACUAUAACAGUGUGUAUCUCAUGAGUUUUUAGACAUUUUAGUUUAAAAUCAUAUUAUUUUCCGAUAGCUAUGUGUCAUUUUAAGGACUUUAUUGGGUAAUAUUUGUCAUACCCAAGGUGGACAGGAUAUUUGUGUAAAAAAACGUGAAUGAUGCAAAAAUUAAUAUAAGUUUAAUCUCUAA
Molecule: messenger RNA, 1795 nt
Organism: Spodoptera frugiperda (fall armyworm)
Lineage: Eukaryota; Metazoa; Arthropoda; Insecta; Lepidoptera; Noctuidae
Gene: U2af38
Product: splicing factor U2af 38 kDa subunit
Exons: 5
Coding region: 212-901 (229 amino acids)
Biological process (GO): mRNA splicing, via spliceosome
Cellular component (GO): U2AF complex; spliceosomal complex
Molecular function (GO): metal ion binding; pre-mRNA 3'-splice site binding
Source: RefSeq, a predicted model, not a curated record